UAAAUGUUCCCAUUUUUUUUUUUUAGAAAUUGUUAAUUUACCUUGUUUACCUUUAUUGUUAUAUUAAAUAUAAGUUAUGUUAAAAUGUUUUAUGAUAAAUGAAAGAUACAUAAUGAUUGUACCAUUCAAGUGAAUGUAAACAAACAAAUGACUAGGCUGGCCCUGAUGUUGUGACUUCUUCUGACUGUGAGGCAUGGGAUUACACUCUACUUGUAAGAAGUGUAAUCCCAGCUAAUCUGGGAUUCAGUUUCACACUGCACUAUGGGAGCACUUUUAGUUUGCAGAGGAGUGGUAAUACAGAAAAACGGAUGUCUGUUGAAGGAUGUAUCUGCUGCUCCUUGUUCACAUCUUCCAGUCGUUUCUGUUGGCCAUCCGCUCCUGUCCAGCCCUAUGUGUCUGCUCGUAUGGAAACAGUGGAACAGCACAGCUCAGGCUGGUGCAGUGCAGUGACUUUGGAAUCUUAGUUGUGCCCAUCAACGUGCCGGCUGACACAGUUAAACUGCGUCUGGAGAAAACCUUGAUCUCCAGGUUGCCCCGGGCAGCAUUUUACAACCUUUCAGAGCUGCAGUUCUUGUGGCUUGUCUACAACUCCAUCACAUCCAUCCACCCCAGUAGCUUCGUCAACCUCAAGUCCCUGCGAGAGCUGCGUCUGGACGGAAACCUCCUGACAUCCUUCCCGUGGGAGGGGCUAAGGGACACACCUCAGCUCCAGACUUUGGGUCUUCACAACAACCGUUUGUCCAGCCUUCCUGCUCACGCUGCUCUCUUUCUCCUCAAUAUCACCUGCCUUGACCUGUCCAGCAACAGGCUGGCGAUGUUACCUGCUGAGCUGCUGGACCUCUGGCUUCCUCUCCCAGGACAACAACAGGAAGGACAAGUAAAACGACGAAUAUUGGGUGUCCACGACAACCCUUGGUUGUGUGACUGUCAGAUCUUCACACUGAUAUCCUUGUCCAUGUCCCUGGGGAGUCCCAUUGUUCUCAUGGAUCAGCUGCUGAUGUGCAGCGAGUCAAAGGGUCAGUCAGCAAUGCUCUUGACCAAGGCUGAACUGUCCCGCUGUAUGAGGCCCUCAGUCCAGCCUGCAACCACCAGUGUGAUUUCAACACUGGGCAGUAAUGUAAUUCUCCGCUGUGAUGCUAGAGGCUAUCCAACACCAACCCUGACUUGGAUCAAAACUUCAUCUUACACUGAUUGUUGCCAGCAACACCUCCUUGAGAAUUCUGAACAGUUACCAAGGAAAUUGGACAGCUAUAUGCAGGUAUCUCGAGUGGGGGAUUGCUGGUCAAUCAUCAGCCUCAAUGGCCUAUCAUACAAGGAUGCAGGGGAAUAUCGCUGCCAGGCGAGGAAUGGCGCCGGAACAUCUGAAGCCCUGAUUAAACUAAAGGUGGUGGGUGUCACAAGACUCUCCCGUCUCCCAAAGAAGAAAUCUCAAAAGACUAAACUCAAAUCAUUGUUUAAAUACAGGAACCUGAACCCAAAUCCAGCUCCAGUCUCAACCCCCAUAGGGAAGAAGAAGGAGAUGCUCCAAAACGUCACACCACCUUCUUUUAAUAAGACCCAGACUGUUCUUCAUGUAGUGUCCAAAGGACUUCCCAUAGAUGAGACCAUUAAAUGACUCAAAAAACACAAAGAAUAAGAGUCAUUCAUCAUGUUAUUAGACAACUCCACAUCUGUUUUGUUAGAAAUAUGCAUGAAAUAUGAUGCAGAUGGUCAAGGUCUGUGACAUUGGUGUUUUCACAUACUGAGCUUUUUUG
Solea solea (common sole) is the source of this 1754-nucleotide messenger RNA. It is a transcript of the gene lrit3b, whose product is annotated as leucine-rich repeat, immunoglobulin-like and transmembrane domains 3b. The coding region runs from base 323 to 1615 and encodes 430 amino acids. The record is from RefSeq and is a predicted model, not a curated record. The transcript has 6 exons. Gene Ontology annotation, molecular function: protein binding. NCBI's taxonomy places the organism in Eukaryota, Metazoa, Chordata, Actinopteri, Pleuronectiformes, Soleidae.